AUGUUGCUUACACCAUCCAUGCAGCAAGAUAUGGCCAAGCCAUCCAUGCAGCAAGCUAUUGCCACGCCAUCCAUGCAGCAAGAUAUGGCCAAGCCAUCCAUGCAGCAAGCUAUUGCCACGCCAUCCACGCAGCAAGAUAUUGCCACACCAUCCAUGCAUCAUGAUAUUGCCAAGCCAUCCAUGCAGCAAGAUGUUGCCACACCAUGCAUGCAGCAAGAUAUGGCCAAGCCAUCCAUGCAACAAGAUAUUGCCACACCAUGCAUGCAUCAUGAUAUUGCCAAGCCAUCCAUGCAGCAAGAUGUUGCCACACCAUGCAUGCAGCAAGAUAUGGCCAAGCCAUCCACACAGCAAGAUGUUGCCACACCAUCCAUGCAUCAUGAUAUUGCCACACCAUCCAUGCAGCAAGAUAUUGCCACACCAUCCAUGCAGCAAGAUAUGGCCAAGCCAUCCAUGCAGCAAGAUAUGGCCAAGCCAUCCAUGCAGCAAGAUAUGGCCAAGCCAUCCACACAGCAAGAUGUUGCCACACCAUCCAUGCAUCAUGAUAUUGCCACACCAUCCAUGCAUCAAGAUGUUGCCACACCAUCCAUGCAUCAAGAUGUUGCCACACCAUCCAUGCAGCAUGUUACCGAUAUAUUAUCACCAUAG
This is a messenger RNA of Liolophura sinensis, 645 nucleotides long. Its product is annotated as coagulation factor V-like. The transcript has a single exon. Lineage: Eukaryota; Metazoa; Mollusca; Polyplacophora; Chitonida; Chitonidae. The record is from RefSeq and is a predicted model, not a curated record. The coding region runs from base 1 to 645 and encodes 214 amino acids.